AUGGCGCAUCCGCCCCCGCGGAACUGGGCCAUGGCGCCGCCGUACCACUACCACGGGACGUCGCAGCAGGAGCAGGCGGCGCCAGCCGCGGAGGACGAGAGCGGAGCCGGGUCCGGAGGGCAGGAGGCAGAGUCGAGGUCACUCCGGAUCCGCGAACUUUUCCCCUGGAUGGACGAGGACUACCUGCGCAGCUGCUUCACCCGCUCGCCGGAGCGGAGCCGGGUCUGGAUGGUUUGCGAUUAUUGUUUUUUAUCUACAGAUGUGAAACGUAUUGUGCUGGCAAAUUUUCGUACACAAGGGACAUAUUCUGAUUCUAACCAGAACAAUAGCAGACUUUUUGUUGGUCAACUUGAUUCAUGUGUGACUGAUGAGGAUCUAGAUAAAGCCUUCAGUCCUUUUGGAGAGCUUACUGUCAAGGUAAUAGAGGGGAAGAACUAUGGCUUCGUCACAUAUUCGAGCAGGGCAUCAGCUGUGGAGGCCAUGACAAUUCUAAAUGGAAGCCAGCUGGGAGAUAAUAUCAUAACAGUUAACUGGGCUCGUCCUACUCCUAAGAAGCAGGAUCAAUGGAAUGGUGUGGACUAUGGACACCCCCAAAGCUCUGGUCCUGGCUAUGGUUGCUGUCCCGAGGAUCCUAACAUUCUUGGUUACACAGGCCAUCCUGGAUAUGCAUAUCACCAACAGCAGCAGCCACAGCAGACCUCAGUACAGUGAGGACGCCAGAGCAGGAAACGUCUCAGUCGCAGGGUGCUGCGGGAUUCUUGUGACAUACAACUCAGGAGGACUUUUGCUGGAAAUAACCGUAUUAGUUACUCAAGAUGCCUGGAACGACAUUUUUUGCGGCAAGUUUAUUUCUCUGGGAAAUAGUUGUCCGUGUUGCUGCUGUGUUUCUCAUUUUGUUGUGCACCAUCACACAAAUUCCCUGAGAUGCCUGGAACAACUUUUUUGGAGGAGAGAAUUUUCGGGAAUAUCUGUCUGUGUUUCUCCCUUUGUUGUGCACUGUCACGUGAUGCCUGGAACAACAGUUUUGGUGGAGAGAUUAAUUCUUUUGGAAAUAGCUGUUUGUUUUGCUUCCAUGUCUCCUUUAAUUGCGCACCCAGAGAUGUGCCCAAGUUCCCUGAGAUGGGUGGAAUAUAAGGUUUUGGUGAAAAAAACAGAGAUAAGCCGUUUUGUAGCUUUGGUCGAAGAGUUGUGUUGCCUGUAGUAUCAUAAAAAAACGAGUUAUGUUGCCUGAA
Triticum aestivum (bread wheat) is the source of this 1232-nucleotide messenger RNA. Its product is annotated as RNA-binding protein L. NCBI's taxonomy places the organism in Eukaryota, Viridiplantae, Streptophyta, Magnoliopsida, Poales, Poaceae. The record is from RefSeq and is a predicted model, not a curated record. Gene Ontology annotation, molecular function: RNA binding. Bases 1 to 711 code for a protein of 236 amino acids. The transcript has 8 exons.